Messenger RNA from Phytophthora sojae, 1869 nucleotides. RefSeq lists its product as hypothetical. Lineage: Eukaryota; Oomycota; Peronosporomycetes; Peronosporales; Peronosporaceae. The coding region runs from base 1 to 1869 and encodes 622 amino acids. The transcript has 11 exons. The record is from RefSeq and is a predicted model, not a curated record.
AUGGCGCGCACUCCGUGUCCGCAGGCGCGUCCGGUACGACAGACGCGUCCGCUGCGUCGGGCGGCUCUGUGUCGACGCUGGGGCCUCCACGAUCCACGGGAACGUCAACGUGCACCUGGACCUGAACACGAACGCGCUGAGCGUGGACAGCUGCACCACCAGACGGAGAUCGAGGUGACAGUGGCCAAGUGCGACCCGCACGCGCUGUUCAAGAGCCACGCGGCGCCGUCCAGCAACCGGAACACGCUCCUCUGGGACAUUGGCGACGUGGGGGCGGGCUGGAAGCCUCGAGUUGCCCCAGCGCGUUGGCCGAAGGUGUUCGUGUCGGGUGGCGCUGAGUUGUUCCACCGCCUGGCUGGCGGCCAGCACCGCGGUUGCAUUGUGGACUGGACUCCAGAUCUUCCCGCCGUUUGCUCGCCCAGGAUGCUGCGUCGCUCGGGGACUGCUGAAGAGUCUCACAGUAGCGGCGACGGCGGCGACGUGGGCACGGGAUACCGCGACAGCGCCACCUUGUCCUCAGAAGACUUGGCGGAGGAGCACGAAGCUGCUCCACCAGCGCUGCGAAGUCGUCCUGGAGCUGUGUGUUCACUCCAGCAAGCGUCCAUCACGUCCGCUGAGAGAUCAGCAACCUCCGUGUUCCACGACCAGAGUUUCUCGGGAAGGAAGCUGAAGUUCACCAGAGACUGUGAAAGGCAGCUUGAUCACGGCCGUACGCUGGCCAAAGAGAAGAAGAACAAGAACUUCGAGCGGCUAUCGGCGGCGCCACCCGCCCUACACAACCUUCUCAAUCAGAUGCAGGAGUCGCUGGCAACUCUGGAUACCCGCGAUACCGGGCUGCAGUUCCCAUCGGACAAGGUGCUACCGAAGGCACAAGUGGACGUGGCCAAGGCGUACGAGUCACUUCAAAAGAGACUGGUAGAGCUGCUCGGCAAGCGCUCUAGCACGACUCUCGCGGCGUCAGCAGCGCGCAGGACGCGGGCCAUGGCGCGCACUCCGUGUCCGCAGGCGCGUCCGGUACGACAGACGCGUCCGCUGCGUCGGGCGGCUCUGUGUCGACGCUGGGGCCUCCACGAUCCACGGGAACGUCAACGUGCACCUGGACCUGAACACGAACGCGCUGAGCGUGGACAGCUGCACCACCAGACGGAGAUCGAGGUGACAGUGGCCAAGUGCGACCCGCACGCGCUGUUCAAGAGCCACGCGGCGCCGUCCAGCAACCGGAACACGCUCCUCUGGGACAUUGGCGACGUGGGGGCGGGCUGGAAGCCUCGAGUUGCCCCAGCGCGUUGGCCGAAGGUGUUCGUGUCGGGUGGCGCUGAGUUGUUCCACCGCCUGGCUGGCGGCCAGCACCGCGGUUGCAUUGUGGACUGGACUCCAGAUCUUCCCGCCGUUUGCUCGCCCAGGAUGCUGCGUCGCUCGGGGACUGCUGAAGAGUCUCACAGUAGCGGCGACGGCGGCGACGUGGGCACGGGAUACCGCGACAGCGCCACCUUGUCCUCAGAAGACUUGGCGGAGGAGCACGAAGCUGCUCCACCAGCGCUGUCUGUGUGCUCUUCGGUCUGGCCGCCGACAGCGUCCAUCACGUCCGCUGAGAGAUCAGCAACCUCCGUGUUCCACGACCAGAGUUUCUCGGGAAGGAAGCUGAAGCUGCUGGAUUCCGGUCUUUCGUCGUUGAGUCCGUUUGCGCUUGGGCAGCGUACGCUGGCCAAAGAGAAGAAGAACAAGAACUUCGAGCGGCUAUCGGCGGCGCCACCCGCCCUACACAACCUUCUCAAUCAGAUGCAGGAGUCGCUGGCAACUCUGGAUACCCGCGAUACCGGGCUGCAGUUCCCAUCGGACAAGGUCUCGCAGGCUUCGUCUUCGCCAUGA